AUGUUUGACCAUGACGUCGAAUAUCUGAUUACCGCACUUUCUUCCGCGACCACAAUCCAGUAUGAUCAACGUUUACUGGACGAGGUCUCUGCCAACUUGAUAUACUACGUUCCCAGGAUAAAAUCCCCCGACACGUUGUACCGCAUGGUUGGAGCACUUUUCCGGUCACAGUUCAUUGUCAAAUUGCCGCCACUACGUUUGUUACACAUAAUCAAAGAUAUUUUUCUUUGGAAACUAGAGGUCUCUGAGCCCACGCUCCCAAUUGCCAAGUUCUAUUCAGUUUGGAAUGCUGUUCUGGAAUCUCAUCGAGUUGCCUGGAAAUUGUCACAGUUGAUGUUAUUGGAUGGUAUCCUUGUCACUUAUCCGAGAUUCCAAAAAUUGAACAACACCUACUUCAUCGACGAGUCCAGCAGCAAAACUGCUUUUUAUUACGAACACUGGAAGAUGCAAUUGUUUUUCCCAAUAUGGACGCAAUUUUGGAAUGAUCCGGCUAUCAAGACGAAUCAAUCCGCUCAGAAUUGCCUGCUGGUAGCAUUAGUCUUAUUAUGCAAUCAACCAAACCCAAGUGUCCCCUUCCACAAAAUUAACAUAUCAUGGGAUUUGGUGGCGGAAAAGUUAUUAGACCUCUUGGCAGAGUAUAUACACGCGAUUGACCAGCCGAUGGAAAAGUUUUCGGUUAACUCAGUGCUAUCAACAAACCUGAAUCAUUUGGCCAAUUGCUUAAACGCUUCAUUCACGAAGUCAAAUGAAGCAACGUUGAUGGAAGCAGUACACAAAUUGGAAUUGAUAUGUCAACACUUGUCUGGUGCUGUAAGAUCAUCGAAGAAACAACAACUAGAUCUCAAGUUUCAAGAUAUAUUUAUCUUGAUAGUACUUUCCUUAAAGGAAUUGUCAACUAUAAAUAUGAAAGUUUUGCCGAGUCAUAAACACACGUUCUACUCUAUGAUCUGUUUAAGUCUUUUCCAUAUUCACGUUUUAACUGAACAAAUUGGAACAGUCGGGUUUCCCAGUUAUGAUUACGUUUAUGACAAUCUGAUAACAUAUUUUAUUGUCCUGAACGAUCUGUCCAAAAUCAUUCUGAUCUUGAACCAUAUGAAAAGAGAUAGCAUCAAACAAGAUCCGAGUAAACUAAUAUUCUAUAUCAAUUUUUUGAACAAAAUUACUAACUAUUAUGCGUGGCAGAUUAGUAUGCCGUUUAUUACUGAAUUUUUCGAGCCCUUACUGCAUUUAAGGGCAUUUGUCGACGGAAGUAUGCGCAAUGCUCUCGAAAUUGAAAUUAAGGAAUCUAUACACACAUUGACAAUUACUGCACUAUCUAUAAACCCCCCUUAUUCCUUACAGGUUGCCCAAUGGCAAGUGUCCCGCAUAUAUGUCUAUUUGAGAAGGUCGAUGGACCAAUUUAUUGCAGGCAAAUUAUCCGCAGAUCAGAUCCUGAUUAUAUUCGGCCAACUGUCCGGACAGUUUCCCUCACUACAUAGUUAUAAUAAGCAUCUACUGAGGGACUCCCUGCACGAAACAUAUAUCAGAAUUAUUAACACAAAAACCCCGGAAAAGAAAAAUGUAUUGAUCGAGUGCCUGAUUGUACAAAUACCUUUUGUCAACGAUCCACAUCAUUUGAUUGAUUGGUUGAACAUUUGUCUCAGACUAAUUAAUAAUCAUAAUAAAAUGCUACUUCAACAAUUAUGGGAACAGGUUUCGAAUAUUGAAUCCCCUUUAGCCAUCGACUGGUGGUACACAACAGUUUUAUCCUGCCAAUCCUCUAAACUUUAG
This is a messenger RNA of Saccharomyces mikatae IFO 1815, 1770 nucleotides long. RefSeq names its product Pex8p (gene PEX8). The transcript has a single exon. Bases 1 to 1770 code for a protein of 589 amino acids. The record is from RefSeq and is a predicted model, not a curated record. Lineage: Eukaryota; Fungi; Ascomycota; Saccharomycetes; Saccharomycetales; Saccharomycetaceae.